UUUGGAAUAUUCGAUAAUAUCACUUUGAUCUUUUCCCUUCAAACUAUCCAAGCCCAGCUCCCUGUUACUUUUGCCUGAAACAUUUAGGGAGUUUCUUUGGGGGAAGACAGACGUUUGCGCAGCUCGAAUCCUCCAGAGGUCACCCCGGCCCGUUGCUCGUCCAACCUCUCCUCUUUUUACCCACUUUGGCUCACUAAACACGGACCAACAUUGACUACAGUCAGCUUUGGUUCAAGACAAGCCCCGUUACAGUCCCUUUCCCAACUGCUUUCGCGUCUCCACAUUGUUUUCCGUUCUUGUUGUUCCUGGCUCGUCUCGCAGUUCCGCGACGCGGGGUGGUGUGAUUGGAAGUGCCACCCGCGACGAGGACCGCUUCUCUCCAAGGCAGUGGCCCUCGUCGGGAUCACUGUUUCGCCUGCCUCGAUACUUGCUGCUCCAAUGGUGUCGCAUUCAGAAUCCUCAGAGCGCACAUUGACUCUUCGCCGACCGCCCUCUAUUUCGUCAAGGGCCUCGAGCACGCGCAGACACCGAACGAGCCGUUCGCACCAUGGCAGUUCUUCCUACCAGCCACAGAAUGAAUUUCCCAUCUUCACGCAUUCUGGCGAUGUUGAAAUAUUGAUCAGUGUCGGCGCACAGGAGCAGCGUUAUUUACUACAUCGCUUGAUCCUCGCACAGUCUUCGGGCUUCUUCGAGGCUGGCACCAGCGAAGAAUGGUCUCGCGCGCAGGCAAAUGGUGCGAGUCAAGCGCAAGGCCUGGCCGUUAUAGGAGAGACUCCUUCUGCUGGACAAGGAGUCACACGGCCCGGGCCAUCCUCGCAUAGUAGAGAUGCCCAGCGCCCGCGAUGGAGAUAUGAGCUGGACGGUGGUAACAGGCCAGACGAGAUACCCAUGCUGGUACAGAAGAAUCCUUCCACCUCAAUAUUUGGAGGAGUCCACACUCCCCGGCCACCUCCCGUUCGUAACAAGCCUCCUGCACCACAGGCAGGCUUCUUUCGCUCAAUGGCCAACUUUUCCAGCAUCCAAAUUCCGACCAGCCGCCCUCCUGAUGACCCAGCCGAUGAUCUCCUACGCGACUAUGACAACAUGCUGCGUAUCUUUUACAAUUAUUCGCCAACGCUUGACAAUGUGAAUAUUGCCAACGCCUACGUUGAAUGCAAGAGCCUACUCGCACUCGCCGAUAUGUAUGAUGCCCUCGAGGUUGUUGGUCCUCGGAUUGACCACCAUCUGCUUCAAUUUCAAGGCCGGCUUUGGAAGCAAAUUGCAAAGUACCCGCCAAGCUAUCUCAAACUGGGUUAUUUGGCUCGAUCCCGCAUUAUCUUUGCAGAGGCGCUCAUUCACGUCGUGGGUCAAUGGCCAUCUGGAGCAAACCAGCUUCGCAAUCACCUUCCUGGAUCUAUGCUAGACCUCAUUGAAGACAAGGUCGAGGACCUUGAGGAUCUCAAAUGUAAGAUAGAAGGACGACUUUUUCGCCUCACCUUGACGACCGCAAAGGGCGAGCGCGUUACUCCGACAAAUUCCUACAUUGAUUGGUUGGCCGUCUCCCUAUUUCGCCAAUGGCUUGCCGAGAACACCUCGUCGGCGCUACCACCACCACCACCACCGCCGCCACGGAGCAUCGUGCGCGCUUCUCAGACUGGGUCCGCUGCCGAUUCCUACCAGGCUACCUCUCUACCCCGUGCUCCCCCUUCUGCUCUUCCCAUCAACACUGGUAGAAUUUACCGCUUGUUAGGCGUCGGCGGAUCGGCCUAUCUCGGUCAUGACGAGCUCAAGCGAUUUCUUAAGCUUCGACCGGAAGAUUAUACUCGGGACUCCCUCCGCAGGUUUGAGCGACGAAUGGAUGAGCUCAAAAGUAUGGCAAGGGAGAUUGUUCGACCUCUGAUGCGCAACUACCUCCAACUGGACCUUGGCAAGGACGGAAGUGGAAGCGGGAGCGGAGGCAGUCUAGGAUAUUUGACGUGCACACGAGUCGAAGAGCAGGAUUUCCUUUGGGAAGCCGACUAAAGCUGCCGGAGAGCCUUCAUUGAGAAUUCUUCUGGGAAUUUUUUUCCUUUUGCGUGGAAGUUCCGGUACAUUUAUGAUUUACGUCCGCAAGAUUCCUUUGACAUUGACGUUACACAGCAUAAUACCCCGAU
Molecule: messenger RNA, 2132 nt
Organism: Xylona heveae TC161
Lineage: Eukaryota; Fungi; Ascomycota; Xylonomycetes; Xylonales; Xylonaceae
Exons: 2
Coding region: 439-2001 (520 amino acids)
Source: RefSeq, a predicted model, not a curated record